Messenger RNA from Prorocentrum cordatum, 1858 nucleotides. Lineage: Eukaryota; Dinophyceae; Prorocentrales; Prorocentraceae. The record is from the annotation of a GenBank genome assembly.
CGGUCCGUCCGUUGGGCGCAAGCGCCCGCUGUCGAAACUUGCAGCGCCAGGGCCUGAGGGUCUUCCAGCGGUCUUCCCCUCGGGGCCUGUGCCGAAGCCGCGGGGGCCCGGACCCGCGUGGCUGCUGCCUGCGCGACCUCGGCCCGUGCUGCGGCGGCGGCGCCAAGCGGCCCAGGCCUGGCCAUCUCGCGGAGGCCGAGGUCGCCGCGGUGUUCCUCAGCGGCCUCCAGCUGGAGGGCACCGACGCCCUCCUCGCUCUGCGGGGCAUCGCCGCCGCGCCCGACGCGUGCCGGGAGCGCGAGGAGGCCGAGAGGCGGAGAGCCGAGGAGGAGAGGCGCGCGGCCGAGGAGGCGGCCGAGCGGGAGUGCAAGGAGAGGCCGCCAGGCUGCAGGCUCAGAAGGCCGCGGAGGGCGGGUUCCCGACCUUCGACGCGGUGUACGACGCGGCCGCGAAGGCCCUCGGGGAGCGGCACGCCCGCGAGAGGGCGGGGCUGAGCGCCGCCCUGGAGGCGGCGGAGGCCGCGGCGGCGGAGGCCGCGGGCGAGGUCGCGGCGCAGCGGGGCGCGCUGGAGAGGGCGGUCGCUGCGCGGGCUGCCUUGGAGGAGGCCAGCGCCGCCAGCGGCCUGGCCGCCGAGGAGGAGCGCGCGGCCAGGCGGCAGGCUGAGGAGGGCGCCUCCGAGGCGGAGCGCGCCUCCGCCGCUGCCGCGGAGCGCACGGAGCACGCCGAGGCGGCCCGUCGGCGGGCGGAAGAGACGUUAGAGGAGGAGUGGGCGGCCAAGCGGCAGGCCGAGGAGAGGGCCGCCGAGGCGGAGCGCGCCUCCGCCGCUGCCGCGGAGCGCACGGAGCACGCCGAGGCGGCCCGUCGGCGGGCGGAAGAGACGUUGGAGGAGGAGCGGGCGGCCAAGCGGCAGGCCGAAGAGAGCGCCGCCGAGGCGGAGCGCGCCUCCGCCGCUGCGGCGGACCGCGCGGAGCACGCCGAGGCGGCCCAGCGGCAGGCCGAGGAGAGGGCCACCGAGGCGGAGCGCGCCUCCGGCGCUGCCGCAGAGCGCAUUGAGCACGCCGAGGCGGCCAGGUUGCGCGUGGAAAAGGUGUUGGAGGAGGAGCGGGCAGGAAAGCAGCAGGCUGAGGAGAGGGCCGCCGAGGCGGAGCGUGCAGCCAGGGAGCACCGGUCGCGCGCAGAGGAGGCGGCGGCGAGGGCGGAACAUGAGGCCCUGGGGAGGUGUGCGGCCGAGGCCAAAGCCGCAGCGGCCUCGGCUGAACUGGAGGUUGUCAGAGACAGGCUAGGCCGGAGCCUCGAGGAGGAGCAGGCUGCCCGAAGGGUGGCCGAGUCUGCCAACGCGAAGUUGUUCGAGAUGGGGGAGCUCAAUGCCGAUCUGGAGCGCCGAGUGAAGGCUCUCGGCCCCGAGGUGGUGUCGGAUCUCAUUUGACUGUUGCGGCCCUGCCCGUCUUCUUGCGGUCAUCUAUGUCGUGUCAGGUCGUUGACAAGAGCUGCCAGGUCUCCCGGAAGCGGGACUGACGAUAUCAUGAGUGGGGCUUCUCGUGUCCUUCCUGGCGCGGCGAGGGUGUCCUUUGUACAGCGCGUACGCUGCAGGCUCCAGACCCCGGCCUGCUCCCUGCCUCUGGGAGGCGGCGCCGAGGACUCGGCCGCGCGUGAGGGUGGACUGUCGCCAGGGUGACCCCUCGAAGCCCUUGGUGCGGGCACGCGGGGGGCCCCCCAGCACCGGCGCCUCCUCAGCUCCGUCGGCCACCAGGCCCGGCCUCGCCUGCGCAGGCGCCGCCCGGGGGUCCGACGUGGCUCAAGAGCUGCAGCAUCACAUGAAAAUUUGGGACCCGAGCCCUGGACCAAAUUUUUCCGCUGC